Lactuca saligna is the source of this 1194-nucleotide messenger RNA. The record is from the annotation of a GenBank genome assembly. NCBI's taxonomy places the organism in Eukaryota, Viridiplantae, Streptophyta, Magnoliopsida, Asterales, Asteraceae.
AUGGAGAAUGGAUUGAGAAACGCACCUCCUGCUAAUGGAAAACUUAUCACUAUUCUUAGCAUCGAUGGAGGUGGCAUUAGAGGGAUCAUUCCAGCCACAAUACUUGCCUUCCUCGAAUCACAGCUUCAGGAAUUGGAUGGAAAAGAUGCAAGACUUGCAGAUUACUUCGAUGUAGUUUCAGGAACAAGCACAGGUGGUCUUGUGACAGCCAUGUUAACAGCUCCAGACCAAAAAAACCGACCUCUAUAUGCAGCCAAAGAUAUUGUACCUUUCUAUAUGGAGCAUGGUCCUAAAAUAUUUCCACAACAUAGGGGUGCAUGGGGAUCCAUCGUGAAGACGAUGAAAAUGAUAAUUGGACCAAAGUACAAUGGGAUUUAUCUUCAGAAGCUUAUAAAGGAGAAACUGGGAAACACCCGUUUGAACGAAACUUUAACCAGUGUAGUCCUUCCUACAUUUGACAUAAAACGUCUGCAACCUAUCAUGUUCUCAACUUAUGAGGCGGAUGUUAAUCCAUGUUACAAUGCAAAAUUAUCAGAUAUAUGCAUCUCCACAUCCGCGGCUCCGACGUAUUUUCCUCCACAUUACUUUAAAAACGACAAUGAAGAUGGACGAAACAGUGAAGAAUUUAACCUUGUUGAUGGUGGUGUCGCUGCUAAUAAUCCGGCCCUUGUUGCAAUAAGCCAAGUUACGAAACAAGUAUUCAGCGAAAAUACAGACUUCUUCCCUGUUAAGCCUAUGGAUUAUGGCCGAUUCCUUUUGAUCUCAUUAGGAACUGGUGCAUCAAAGGAAGCGAACCGAUACAAUGCUAAGAUGGCAUCCAAAUGGGGCAUAUUAGGUUGGUUGGUCCAUAAUGGUUUCACCCCAAUUAUUGACGUGUUCACUCAAGCAAGUGGAGAUAUGGUAGAUGGUCAUCUUUCUGUGUUCUUUCAAGCAGUUAAAUCCCAAGAAAAUUACAUUCGAAUCCAAGAUGAUACAUUAGAUGGAGAUGAGGCUUUAGUGGAUGUUGUGACGAAAGAGAACAUGGUGAAACUUGAGGAAAUCGGUGAAAAACUAUUAAAGAAGCCAAGUUCAAGGAUAAAUCUAAAGACUGGAAUCUCUGAGCCAAUAGGAACUGGCGAAACCAAUGCCGAAGCUCUCAAAAGAUUUGCAAAAUUACUUUCAGAGGAAAAGAAGCUGCGAGAGUCGUCUAUAUAA